Struthio camelus australis is the source of this 3085-nucleotide messenger RNA. RefSeq names its product phosphoribosyl pyrophosphate synthetase 2 (gene PRPS2). NCBI's taxonomy places the organism in Eukaryota, Metazoa, Chordata, Aves, Struthioniformes, Struthionidae. Gene Ontology annotation, molecular function: ATP binding; ribose phosphate diphosphokinase activity; magnesium ion binding. Gene Ontology annotation, cellular component: ribose phosphate diphosphokinase complex; cytoplasm. Gene Ontology annotation, biological process: 5-phosphoribose 1-diphosphate biosynthetic process; purine nucleotide biosynthetic process; ribonucleoside monophosphate biosynthetic process. The record is from RefSeq and is a predicted model, not a curated record.
CUGUGUGAAUAAUUCCUGAUGAUUCUGCAUAUACUUAGAUGCAGGCUUUAGUGCUAAGCCUUUGAAGAAUCUCUGCGCAUGCUCAGGCUUGUUGGACCUUUGUUUCCAAAUUUCUGAGGGUUCCUUCUCAACCGAACAUGUUUCAACCCAGAGCUGCUGCAGUGAUGGUGUUUUCCUGUUGCAGUGGUAGGCUGUAUGCCAGAAUUGAGGUGUAGAGAUUGGUGAAAGUGUGAGAGGAGAAGAUGUAUAUAUCAUCCAGAGUGGCUGUGGAGAAAUAAAUGACAACUUAAUGGAAUUACUCAUCAUGAUCAAUGCUUGCAAGAUUGCAUCAUCCUCCAGAGUGACUGCAGUAAUUCCAUGUUUUCCAUAUGCCAGGCAAGAUAAGAAAGACAAGAAGGGGGCCGUGGAGCGUUGGAGUCGUGCUCCAAUCUCUGCAAAACUUGUUGCCAAUAUGCUGUCAGUUGCGGGAGCUGACCAUAUCAUCACUAUGGACUUGCAUGCUUCUCAAAUACAGGGUUUCUUUGACAUUCCAGUAGAUAACCUAUAUGCAGAACCUGCAGUGCUGCAAUGGAUAAAAGAGAACAUUAUGGAGUGGAGAAACUGUAUCAUAGUCUCGCCUGAUGCAGGUGGUGCAAAAAGGGUUACUUCAAUUGCUGACAGACUGAAUGUGGAAUUUGCUCUCAUUCAUAAGGAACGGAAGAAAGCAAAUGAAGUAGACAGAAUGGUCUUAGUUGGUGAUGUGAAAGACAGAGUAGCUAUUCUUGUUGAUGAUAUGGCUGACACAUGUGGCACAAUAUGUCAUGCAGCAGACAAGUUAGUGUCUGCUGGAGCCACUAAAGUUUAUGCUAUCCUCACUCAUGGAAUCUUUUCUGGUCCUGCUAUUUCUCGGAUUAAUAAUGCAGCAUUUGAGGCUGUUGUGGUAACGAAUACAAUCCCCCAAGAAGAGAAAAUGAAACACUGCCCCAAAAUUCAGGUUAUUGACAUUUCUAUGAUCCUGGCUGAGGCAAUUCGAAGAACACACAACGGCGAAUCUGUGUCUUACCUGUUCAGUCAUGUUCCCUUAUAACUGCAAGAGGCUAUGUUGUAUCUUUGCAAGGGCUGUGUUAACGAGCCCCAUUUUUAACAGUGCAUCUCAGCCACAGGAGAUGAAUAUCUUUGUAGAAGCCCAGAGCUUAAUUAUUGUAUUUGUUUCCUAAUUACCAUUUGUUCCUUGUAAAUGGGCAGUAAAUCUGCAUCUUACAGAAGCCUUUAUGAAUUCCCUUGAGAGCUGGGGAUCUUACCUGUUGCUAAGUUCUUCUGUGUGCUCAUGCUCUCUUUCUACUAAAUGGCUGCUUUAGAUCCAUUUUCUGUUCAGAAUUACUAAACAGCUGUUUAUAGAACUUAAUGGAAUUUAUGCAUAUGAAAUUGUUUUUCUGUGUUAAGCUAAAUGCUAUGGAUUUAGUCAUCUGGAAUCUAUUCAUCUAUCAGGCAAGCAGCUGUUGUUGGUUUUUUGCUUUUUUGUUUUUUUUCUUUAACUCCAAUGAAUGUUAAUUUGUAAGCCCUAACAGAAUUUAAACCUCAUGUGAAUUUUAAGGAUCUGACACAUCCGUAAUAUUACCUGUAUUUCAUAAACUUUGUGUUUUUUUCCACAAAGUAUAUAUGUUACAAGUUUCCUUCUGUAAAGCUCUCAGUUGUUCAUUAUGUUAUCAUUUGGUUGGAAUUUUUUGUGCAGAUACUGUCUUCAUCUAAAAGACUGUUGUUUCAAUAUUGUUGGGAUUAUUUAUUAAUUUCCUGUAUUUCAAUAAUAAGGACCAAUCAUAAAUCAUAAGAGCAAUUUGUUUUGCAUGUAACUCUUCCUGUAAUUUUUAGCAUUCUGUGAUUCUGAUCAUAUGAAUAAUUUCAUCAGUUGUCCUGCUAAUAUUGCAAAGCUUCACUGUGCAUAGUCCAAACAGCAAAUAUAAAUACACUUAAUAUAUUUGUAAAAGGUGGUCUCUGCUCAUAUUUACUUGAUUGAAAAUGUGAGAAAAUACUUUUCAUUUUAACUGUAUAGUUAAUAGAACUUCAACUUUCUAUUACAAACUACCACGGUACUUUGCUGUGUAGGCAGUGAGCUGUGGUAAACUAGCCAGUCUUGAAUAGUUUAAUGCUAGAGAAUUAAAACCACUGGGAAAACAGCUUGUAUGCUGAGGAUCUUAUGGUUAAGUACUGGUAAGUGCAGUCAAUAAUUGAUUAUGGAGGAAAAAACAAUUUCUGUCACUGUGGUUUUUUUUUUUUAGGUCUUCAAAUUCUUUUUAUAGACUCUUCAGCCUUCCUGCUAGAAAGGAAGAGUUCAGUUGUGUUAAGAUAAGUUUUCCCAAAGACCUAGGUGCAGGAAAACUAUCUUUCCUCCUGAAAUUACAGUUUUUAAUAAAAGCAUUUGCCAUGCUUGAGAAAUAUUUCUUUACUGUGGAACCACACAGAAUAGCCUUAUUUCAUCCUACCUUGCUUAUUCUGGGAUAUAUUUAUCAUGAUACGCUGUUGUGUUAUAAAAUGGAUUUUUCCAUUCAAUUUAAGCUGGUCUAAUGUUCGUUAAUUUCUCUGAGGGAAAAAUGUGGCUACUUUGCCCUUAUUUUUUUUAGUGAUUUGCUAUUUCUUUUAUUGUUUUCUUCCUAUAUUGAAGAUGAAGAAAACAAUUUCACCUAUACUUCUUUCUAUAAUGAAUACAGAAAUGGGUUGAUAAGAUAUUGCAAUCAGAAUUCCAUUCAGCCGUCAGUCCUCUGAGGAAUUCCUCAUUAUAGUUCAAUUUUUGAAAUAUUUAAUUCCACUGUGUAAUAAUCUAUGUUAUUAUCUGAAUCAGAAAGCAAUUUUUUAAAUGUAUGAUUAUUUAACCUACUGUCUUAAGCAGGUGUUUAAACUAUUACUUUGCAGUUAUAUGGCUACAGUUUUGGGGUUAACAACUUAAUUAUACCAUCAAAAUUUAGACCUUAUUAUGCAUAUAGGGUAUACAGUGAACUUAGUACCUGCUAUUAAUUCAGUUUUGUAGAUCAGGUCUUUGUUACAAACAAAAUGCUGAAUUGUUUGACAUUAUUGUGCACAAGUAUUGUAAAUAAAUCUUAAAUUACAUGUG